AUGAGCUUGCAUCGUAUCGUGGUCGUUUUACUCAAAAGCAUAAUAUGGUUCGGAAUCUUCGCGUCGGAAUAUUUCAGUUGCGUAGAACGAAAAGGGUUGAGCCGGGCGGCGGGCAUAGCUGGGGCGAGGCGGAAGGGCGCGGGGCUAGGGGCGGUGCAGAUGCCGGUGCAUUGCGUCCCCCCGCCGGGAGGGGAUCGCGCCGCGCCUGCCCAUUGCCAAGUUCAAUGCCAAGGUCAUGCGCGCGCGAGUGCGGCUGCGCGCCGCAAUGCAGGAGCGGCCGCCGGCCGUGGCUCGGCCGUCAGUGCCUCGCCGGCGACCGCGCUGCACACCGCUCACGAGCAACGCCCGCACGCAAAACGCCCCCGCAAAACGAACGAUUCCGCCAGCAGCCCACGGUCUGCACGAGACCCGCUCAUCGAUACGUGCGGUGUGCCCGUAGCUGGCGAACUCGACGUGUCACUG
Molecule: messenger RNA, 462 nt
Organism: Iphiclides podalirius (scarce swallowtail)
Lineage: Eukaryota; Metazoa; Arthropoda; Insecta; Lepidoptera; Papilionidae
Source: the annotation of a GenBank genome assembly